CUGCACGCCGAGCCGCCGUGGGAGCGCGCGGCUGACGGUUUAACGGUCGUUUUUUGACGGUUGGGGGGGAGGAGCCCGAGAGAGGGGGGGGGAGAGGGGGAGAGGGGGGCGAUGAGCAGCUGCUGCGUGUGCGACCAGCGGCCGCCCAGAUACCGCUGCCCCCGCUGCCGGGAGCGCUACUGUUCGGUGGGAUGUUACAAGCGGCACCAAGAUGAUUGCAAACCACAGGAGUCUAAAACCAUUUCAACAGCAUCUGAGGUUUCUCCAGCAUUGAGAGUAUCGCCACAACAUAGCACAGGGCACAGCUGCUCUGCACACAAUGUCCAGGAUGAAAAUGAAGAAUCUGAUUGGGUAGCACAAAAUAAACUGAGUUUAUUGGCAGAUUCAGAGGAGUUGAAGAGUUUGCUCUGCAAUCCUCAUCUCAGAGAUUUGCUGUUGACUGUAGACCAGGCCAGGGACAAAGGAAGUUUAAUGAAGACUGUUAUGCAAGAACCCAUCUUUGUGGAAUUUGCUGAUCAGUGUCUACAGAUCGUUGAACCCAGAAUAAAGAAAACUGAAUUUCUGCAUUGUAAUUAAGACACCCAUGACCAUUUUAUACUAUUAAAUAUACACUUUUUGAAUACA
Molecule: messenger RNA, 624 nt
Organism: Callorhinchus milii (elephant shark)
Lineage: Eukaryota; Metazoa; Chordata; Chondrichthyes; Chimaeriformes; Callorhinchidae
Gene: znhit3
Product: zinc finger, HIT-type containing 3
Exons: 5
Coding region: 112-576 (154 amino acids)
Biological process (GO): maturation of LSU-rRNA from tricistronic rRNA transcript (SSU-rRNA, 5.8S rRNA, LSU-rRNA); snoRNA localization; box C/D snoRNP assembly
Cellular component (GO): pre-snoRNP complex; nucleus
Molecular function (GO): protein binding
Source: RefSeq, a predicted model, not a curated record